Prorocentrum cordatum is the source of this 1889-nucleotide messenger RNA. The record is from the annotation of a GenBank genome assembly. Lineage: Eukaryota; Dinophyceae; Prorocentrales; Prorocentraceae.
UACACAGGGCUCCUGAGCGGCGCUGGAGGCCCUGCAGUGGCGGCGUCAGCAGCAAGCAAGGGCGGGCCGGUGCGUGACAUGCCGGGCAGGGAGGGCGCGGGGCCAGUGCGAGCCAUGGACCUCAGGGGCGGCGGCGAGCCUGCACCCGCGGAGCCAGAGGCGGACACCGAGGCGCCAAGGCGUGCGGGGCUCCUCAAUAGCGGAGGGCUGCCCGAUGCCGCAAUCUCCGUCGCCGGCGGCGGGGACACGGGGCCGAGGCGCGCCAGUCCAAUUGCGGGAACAGCAAGGCCGAGGUACACAGGGCUCCUGAGCGGCGCCGUGGGUCCCGUGGCGGCGCUGUCAGCAGCUAACAGGGGCGGGCCAGUGCGCGCCAUGCCAGGCAAGGAUGGCGCGGGGCCGGUGCGAGCCGUGGACCGCAUGGGCAGCGGCGAGCCUGUAGCUGCGGAGUCAAAGGUGGACACCGCGGCGCCCGUGCGUGCGGAACUCCUGAGAGACGUAGGGCUGCCAGGAUGCGUGCAGUCAGAUCCUGGUGGGGACAACUCCGAUCGCGUCAUGCCCAUCGAUGGAGACUGGGCUCCAGGGCGCGCGUAGGCCCGGAGGGGCGACGGUGGACCCAGAUGCAGGGGAUCUAAGGCUGACAUCGGCAGCCCUGGGCGCACAAAAGAUCUCGGGGACGACGGGCUUCCCGAGUUGGCGGUCUCCGUCGCGGACGGCGGGAACACGGAGCCCGCCCUUGACAGGCCGCACACGGGGGGCGCCGAGCCAGAGUGCACAGGGCUUCUGGGCAGCGCGGCAGGGCCCGUGCUCGCGCUAUCGCAGGCGGGCGGGGUCGGCCCGGUGCGAGCCGUGCCGGACGGCGGCGUUGCAGGGCCCAGGUGCGAGAGGCUCCUCGGCGGGGGCGGCGCGCCCACACUGGCGAAGUCAGACGCCAACGGCGAUAAGCCGGGGCACGUAGAAGACCUGGGCAACGAGAUUGACCCUGGGUGCAAGGAGUCAAUGGCUGACGGUGCCAGGCCAGGCCUUGCAUGACUCCGCGGCGGCGACGAGCUUCCAAUGUUCCCGACGUCGUUAGCAGGUGUGGCCGCGCCGAGGCGCCCAAUUCCGCACAUGGGGGGCGCGGGGCCGGAGCGAGCCAUGGACCUCAGGGGCGGCGACGAGCCUGCACCCGCGGAGCCGGAGGCGGACACCGAGGCGCCAGGGCGUGCGGGGCUCCUGAGUAGCGGAGGGCUGCCCGAUGCCGCAAUCUCCGUCGCCGGCGGCGAGGACACGGGGCCGAGGCGCGCCAGCCCAAUUGCGGGAACAGCAGGGCCGAGGUACACAGGGCUCCUGAGCGGCGCCGUGGGUCCCGUGGCGGCGCUGUCAGCAACGGACAGGGGCGGGCCGAUGCGCGCCAUACCAGGCAGGGAUGGCGCGGGGCCAGCGCGAGCCAUGGACCGCAGGGGCAGCGGCGAGCCUGCAGCUGCGGAGUCCAAGGCGGAUACCGCCAAGCCAAUGCGGGCGGAACUCCUGGGCGACAAAGAACUGCCGAGGGCCGCGCAAUCAGAGACUGGCGAGGCCGACUCCAAGCGCGUCAUGCCGAGUGGAGGCGACGAAAGGCCAGGGCGCGUGGAGCACCGGAGGGGCGACGGUGGACCCAGAUGCAGGGGAUCCAAGGCUGACAUCGGCAGCCCUGGGCGCACAAAAGAUCUCGGGGACGACGGGCUUCCCGAGUUGGCGGUCUCCGUCGCGGACGGCGGGAACACGGAGCCCGCCCUUGACAGGCCGCACACGGGGGGCGCCGAGCCAGAGUGCACAGGGCUUCUGGGCAGCGCGGCAGGGCCCGUGCUCGCGCUAUCGCAGGCGGGCGGGGUCGGCCCGGUGCGAGCCGUGCCGGACGGCGGCGUUGCAGG